Messenger RNA from Mangifera indica (mango), 525 nucleotides. Its product is annotated as squalene monooxygenase SE1-like. Gene Ontology annotation, biological process: sterol biosynthetic process. The transcript has 2 exons. Lineage: Eukaryota; Viridiplantae; Streptophyta; Magnoliopsida; Sapindales; Anacardiaceae. The coding region runs from base 1 to 303 and encodes 100 amino acids. Gene Ontology annotation, cellular component: membrane; endoplasmic reticulum. The record is from RefSeq and is a predicted model, not a curated record. Gene Ontology annotation, molecular function: squalene monooxygenase activity; flavin adenine dinucleotide binding.
AUGCGCCAAGCAUGCUUCGACCAUUUAAGCCUCGGAGGUAUUUUUUCAACUGGACCAGUGGCUUUGCUUUCUAGUCUAAACCCUCGCCCUUUGAGUUUAGUUCUCCAUUUCUUUGCUGUGGCAAUAUUUGGUGUUGGUCGCUUGCUAGUACCAUUUCCUUCCCCUAAAGGCGUUUGGAUUGGAGCUAGAUUAAUUUUGGGUGCAUCAGGUAUUAUUUUCCCCAUCAUCAAGGCAGAUGGAGUGAGGCAGAUGUUUUUCCCUGCAACUGUUCCUGCUGUUUACAGAGCUCCUCCUGUUGAUUGAUAAAUCAAAGAUUAUAUGGCAAUAAUCUAUGCAAACUGUUCCACUCAAAAAAAGAGACAUUGGACAUUUAUUUAGAGUUCAUAGGGUGGCUCAAAAUAAUUCUGCAAGUGUGAUAUUAGAUGAUGUAAUCUUUGCUAGAUGUAGCAGUGAAAUUGCUAAAUGCUUAGUUUAUUGGUGAUUGCAUGAUAAAAUUCAAAAGGUAACCAAACCCGUAUCUUGAUA